AGGACAGAGACCUGAUAUUUAACAGCCCACAUUUCAUUCUCUUAUUUUGUGCUACUGAGGAGUUGGUUUUAAUUUUUAUUAGAUUUUUAUGUUGAACUCCUCUUGUUUUUAUUUCUUUAAAUAAUUUAGGUGGUCGGGGGACAGACACAGUCUCUAUGGGGUUUUGGGUGGGUGACUGUUCUAAAGAAAGCACAGAGAAGUGUGUAAGACAGCAGCUCUGCUUCCUGGUCCUAACUCUGGACUGUCAGGUUUUAGAGAUAAACUUCGCCAUAUUUCUAGAUAAGAGAGCCGCUCCAUCCAAAGUGGGAUGGAUGCCGUCUCUCCUAAUCAGACCAGGUUUUCCCCAAAAAGGCUUCCAGUUAUCAAUGAAGCCCACAUCGUUUGCUGGCCACCACCUCGACAGCCAGCGGUGGAAUGACGACAUGCGGCUAUACAUGUCAUCACUGGUCACAUUGGGGAGGGGGUCCAGAGAAAACUACGGUGUCCGACAUUGUCUUAGCAUAAUUACACACCGACUCCACAUUAAUCUUAGUGACCUCCGAUUGGCGUAAACGGGUGUCGUUACCGCCGACGUGGAUAACAAUCUUACUGUAUUUACGUUUAUCUUUAGCCAGCAGUUUUAAAUUUGAUUCAAUGUCGCCCGCUCUGGCCCCAGGGAUACAUUUAACUAUGGCCGCUGGCUUCACUAACUUCACGUUUCUGACUAUGGAGCUGCCAAUAACCAGAGUUGGUUCCUCAGCGGGUGUGUCGCUGAGUGGGGAAAAAUGUAUUAGAAACGUGAAUGGGUUGGUGGUGACCUGUGGGCUUCGGUGUUUUAGUCUUCCUUCGCUCAGUCACCCAGCCUCCCUGUCUUCCCGGCUGCUCGGGAACUACCGGGGGAUCUACAGAGCUAACAGAAGCUACCUUUGGUCGGACCGCACCGGCUACCGGGGGCUGACUAACUAUAGCGGCUAAAGAUAUCUCAGUGGUGCGGUGCCGUUCCUCUAGCUCACUAAGCCUCGCCUCCAGCGCAGUAAAUAAACUACAUUUAAUACAUGUACCAUUAUCAUUAAAGGAGGCAGAGGAAUAACUGAACAUCUGGCACACUGAGCAGGACAGAGGAGAGGGAGAAGCCAUAGCUAUCUGCUAAUGCUAAUGAAACUAGCGUAUAUGAAAAACUUUUGAAAAUAGUGAAAAGUCGCUAAAAGAAGGAGUAACUCCGAGUGCUUAAGUAGAACUAGUCUACGUUUAAAUGUUAAGCGGGAAAAUAACCGCAGUAACGAGUAAAACUAAUUUAUAUUUAGCGUUCACUGACAGAGCUACAGCACCAAACAGUGUACACAGAGCAGGAAGUAAACCGGAAAUGAGUCAGUACGCUUACCGUAGCACGUCAGUAAAGACAACAUGUCCUGAAUACAUAGACAUUCCUCAAACGUCCUCAGUAUCUUAAUCUCCUGUAAAUCCGUGUAGAGGAGGUGCAUUACUCUGAUUAGAGCGAUUCUUGCCAUGUCCUUAUUCCUGAUGUUAAAUGUUUAGUAAUUCUUUCAACAUUUUCUGUGUUGGAAUUAAAACUGUGUUGGAUGUGAUGCUUGAGAUUUACAUUGGCAAGAAAAUGUAUCUAAAAUCAAGUUUAUUUAUUAGAGAUUUUUUUUAAAUAUUGUGGUGAACCCGAUUAGCCAUUUUAUCAUUUUAAUUUUUAACUUUGACACAGUUAGAUAGGCUGUGUCACAAUCAGGAUGCUUCACCAACUCUUAGAAAUAAUCAAAUCUUUUUAAAUGUUUUUGUUUUCUGGAUAGGUAUUAGGUGGUGUUCCAGUUUAAAUCUCCACUUUGCUUUGAGCACAGUACCAAAGGCUCUGUAGUAAUUGAUAUGGAUAUUUAUUUACUUGUUUAUUCGAGAAAACAACUUCUCACGCUGAAGACAAAGUCCUGGGCCGGUGUGGUUCCCCAUUUACCUAACGAGGUGAGGAGACCCUAUCGUGGCUGCAGAGCCGGCGCAAAGCUAAAGGCCAAGCGAAUGGCGAAGAAGUGGCGAUAUAAACCUUCUGCACCAUCGGUGAUCAUGGGAAAUGUUAACUCACUACAGAACAAGAUCGACGAACUGGCUGCGCUGGUGAAAAAAGUUAAAAUCUACAGGGAGGGCAGUUUGCCGUGCUUCACUGAAACGCGGCUAACGUCCCGGACGUUAACCUUGAGCUGGCCGGCUUCAGCACAGUCGGGUUGGACAGAGACACUAAGGCCUGUGUGAAGCAGAAAGGAGGCGGACUAGCUGUAUACGUGAACACAAGGUGGUGUAACCCUGGACAUGUGAACAUCAAGAUUUCCAUCUGCAACAGGGACGUUGAGCUGCUUGCCGUAGGGUUGCAACCCUUCUACUUGCCCAGAGAGUUUGGACACGCCAUUGUUGUUAUUGUUUACAUUCCACCACGUGCUGACGCGAUAGUCGCGUGCAACGUCAUCCACUCCGCUGUAGCAGGACUACAAACACAGCACCCAGAGGCUCUGGUGUUAAUCUCUGGGGACUUUAAUCACGUGACUCUGGACACAACACUACCUGCUUUCUUCCAGUAUGUGGACUGUUACACCAGGAGAAAUAAGACUAUUGACCUACUGUAUGCAAACGUUCAUACAGCACCACCCCUCUGCCUGCACUGGGGAAAGCUGAUCACAAUCUGAUUCUGCUUCAGCCUCGAUAUAAACCAAGAGUGAAGAGACAACCCACAACAAUGCGCUCAUUCAGGAAGUGGUCAUUUGAAGCAGAACAGGCUCUAAGAGACUGUUUUGGUAGUACGGACUGGGAUGUACUGCAGGGUUCGCACUGUGAGGACAUCGAGGAGGCUGUUGACUGCACUACUGACUACAUCAACUUCUGUAUGGAUGUUGUUAAUCCUGUAAGAACUGUGCACUGCUAUGCCAACAACAAGCCCUGGAUUACAAGUCAUGUCAAGGGCCUCCUUAACCAGAAGAAGAGGGCCUUUAAAGAUGGAGAUCAGCAGGAGCUUAGACGUGUACAGAGGGAACUCAGAGUCCAGCUCAGGGAAGCGAAGGAGCAGUACAGAGGGAAGCUGGAGCAGAAACUGCAGAACAACAGCAUGAAGGAGGUGUGGGAUGGGAUGAAGAUCAUCACCGGCUGCAGCUCAAAGCGGGGGGCCCGUAUGGAGGGAGAUACAGAAAGAGCAAACCUGAUGAACCAAUUCUUCAGCAGGUUCGACCACCCCAUCCCGUUAACACCUCAGGUCACCAUACCCCCUUCUGCUGCUGUCUCUCUCUCGCUCCCCUCAGGAGCCACAGAGGAGCUGGUUGUCCCACCCACUAUUACAGCAGCCCAGGUGUGUGGAGAGCUAAUGAGGCUUCGUCCCAGCAAAGCAGCAGGUCCAGAUGGAAUAUCCCCUCGACUUCUGAAGGCCUGUGCGUUGGAGCUGAGACUCCCCCUACAGCACAUCUUCAACCUGAGCUUGGAACAGGGGAGGGUCCCUAGACAGUGGAAGACAUUCUGCAUCAUCCCAAUCCCAAAGAAACCACAUCCUGGUGAGCUAAAUGACUUCAGACCGGUCGCCCUGACAUCACAUGUGAUGAAGACCAUGGAACGGCUGCUGCUACACCACCUGAGGCCACAGGUCCGCCACGCCCUUGACCCACUGCAGUUUGCCUACCAGGAGAAGGUGGGAGUAGAGGAUGCCAUUGUGUACCUGAUGCACAGAUCCCUUUCUCACCUGGAUAGGGGAAACGGUGCUGUGAAAAUUACAUUUCUGGACUUUUCCAGCGCUUUCAAUACCAUACAGCCUCGACUUCUGCAAUACAAACUAGCAGACAUGGGAGUAGACUCACAUCUGGUGGCAUGGAUAAUGGACUACCUGACAGACAGACCCCCAGUAUGUGCGACUGACACACACAGUGUCAGACUGCAGGUCAGACUUCAAAUAUAACUCAGAGUCCUGUCACAGUUUGCAGGCGACACGGCUAUUGUGGGCUGUAUCAGGAAUGACCAGGAGGAGGAGUACAGGAAACUCAUUCAGGACUUUGUCACAUGGUGUGACUCAAACCACCUGAGCCUCAACACCACCAAGACCAAGGAGAUGGUGGUGGACCUCAGAAGGCCCAGGGCUCACCCGGAACCUGUGACCAUCAACAGUGACCGUGUGGAGUUGGUACAGACAUACAAAUACCUGGGAGUACACCUGGAUGAUAGGCUGGACUGGACUGCCAACACAGACACCCUGUGCAGAAGAGGUCAGAGCCAAUUAUACUUCCUCAGAAGGCUGGUGUCCUUCAACAUCUGCAAAAAACUGCUGCAGAUAUUCUAUCAGACUGUUGUGGCGAGCGCCUUCUUCUAUGCAGUAGUGUGCUGGGGAGGCAGCGUUAAGAAGAAGGACGCCUCCCGUCUGGACAAACUGGUGAGGAAGGCGGGCUCUGUGUUGGGCACAGAGCUGGACAGACUGACAUCUGUGGCAGAGCAAAGGGCGCUGAACAGGCUCCUGUCAAUCAUGGACAAUUCACUGCCCAGCACCAUCUACAGGCAGAGGAGCAGCUUCAGCGACAGGCUGCUGUCACUGUCCUGUUCCACUGAAAGACUGAGGAGAUCGUUCCUCCCCCACGCCAUCAGGCUCUUCAACUCCACCCAGGGGAGGAAAACUCUAAACUUCAAUAUGUCUGCCCUUUAGUUAACUAUACCGCCUGACGCAGUGCUCCCUGCAUUAUGUGACCACUGACUGACUGACACUACUUACGCACCUUAGGCCUUUCAAGCACUGGAUUUGACCCUGCACCUUAGGACAUUAGCCCCAUGCUCGUUAUUUAGCUAUUUAUUCUACUUUAUUCUAUCAGUUCUUCUAAAUUGACCUCCUCUUAUUAUUAUUAUUAUUAUUAUUAUUAUUAUUAUUAUUAUUAUUAUCAGUUUGUGGAUACUGCUGGAAACUGUGAAUUUCCCCUUGGGGAUGGAUAAACUAUCUAUCUAAUCCAAUCUAAUCUAAAUCCUACCUUCUGUUUAAAAAUGGUGUUUAUGAUAUUGAAUCUAACCUAGCUGUUCUUAGUACCUAACAUUAGUAUGUCCUCUGAUUUGUUUCUCUCUCUCUCUCUUUCUCUCCCUCCAGUGAAUGUGGCAGUGUAAGUGGUGUUCAGUAGCCACUGCAAGUAGGUCCGAGCUACUUAACCAUUACAAACUCAAACCUCCACAUUUUGGACGUACUAUCCGCUAUCCGUGUACAUAUUUGAAAUGCUCAUGCUCAUUCAAGACAUAGAAUGCUGUUAAUCAAAGUAGAGUAGAUUCCACACACGUUUGUCAGACUCAAAAAGAGCUGUAUACUUUCAGCUGUCACUUAUGUACGUGUAAACAUUUAGCAAAUGAAAGGGAGUUCUUUGUUCAUAUUAACACACAUCUGAGGAGAAAUUAAAACGUUUGUUGCAUGUUUGUUGGCUGUAGUUUUCAAACUAGCAUUUAUGAAACCUUUAAGUCUCAUAAGGUUUAGGGCAAGUGUUUUAUUUCCUCUCAUAUGACUCUUUUUGUGAAUGUGCACUCUGCAGGCAGAAGACAAAGGCCUGCACCAAGGAGCCAUUGAGGAGACCACGCUGGGAAUAUGUGUUUUAAAACACAGAGAUGCCACUGGAUAGACCAGAGGACAUCGGGAUUGUCCUGGAGGGCCAGGUGGUACUGCAUGAUCUGGACAAUGUUGCCUUAGCUGUUGCCAUGCUGUUUGGCCUAAUGUAUGCCUUAAACCUCAACUACCCUCCUGAACUUAAGUACUCUUUCGAAGUGCUCCAGAAGGUUAUGAUGGAGCUGGACGGCAACACACUGUCAAAGAAAGCCCAGGCUCUCAAAAACAGACUCCACCAGUGUGCUGUUGGCAAGAUGGAUACAACAGAGUCUCCCUUUCUUCUUUUGGAAUAUGGACCAUUGCUGCUUUUUCAUUGGACUGGACUUUUGACACUUAAGCAUUUCACUUGCGCUGCCUUAAUGUAUGUUCUUGUUUAUAGCAAGUGUUGUGUAUUGUUUUCAGCAGAUUUUUUUCUCAGGGUCGUGUGUUGCAAAAUGUGCGUUUUUCAUUUAGGUGUCAGCAUUUGUCAGAUGUGUGUUGAAUAGAGCUCCAACAGUUUCACAGGUUUUUGCACAUUCUUAACUAGAAUGUAGUGGGAAAGCAAGCCAUUACUUUUAAUUUUAUUACACUUUAUUUUCAAAACCCUUGCAGUUAAAGGAGAAAAUAAAUUUUUCAAGCACUGGAUCUACAUUUGCCAGGACAAUAAUGGUUCAGAAGGUGUUUUAAGGACCAGCAGUGUUGCCUCAGGUUGUAGCAGUCAUGAAUGUUUACUACACACACUAGGGUACCAUGGGUUUCUUGUGAAAGAAAAGGGUGCUUUGCUCUAAUGUGAGAUUUGUUUGUGUAUGUAUACAUAUGUGUUAGUGUAUAUAUUGCUCUGAACCUACUGUUCUAUGACAAUACAGUUUUAAACUAAA
Molecule: messenger RNA, 6426 nt
Organism: Dicentrarchus labrax (European seabass)
Lineage: Eukaryota; Metazoa; Chordata; Actinopteri; Moronidae
Exons: 2
Coding region: 2705-3904 (399 amino acids)
Source: RefSeq, a predicted model, not a curated record